AUGGCCAUGUGGGUGCGUGUGUACGUUCGCGUGGAGGAAGAAGAAUCGAGACAGCAGAAGAGGGUAAAAAGCGCGGGAGUGAGAAAGAAAAGCGUGCGUCUGCAUGUCCUUAUUGGUGUAGACGGCGCGAGCCAAUCAGCGCACAGUAUAGUAGUCUGUUGGUCCACCAUUGGUGGAUCGGCCGCAACACAGCUGCAAGCUGGCCGACGUCGUUGUCUUGGUCUUCGUCGUCAACUUCUCUUCGUCGAAGCGAGAUCGCACUGUGGAUAUCCUUGUCAGGCGAAGAGCGAGCGAGGCGAGGGAGACAAUUGUCGCGUGAUUGAUUUACAUGUUUACCAAUUCCUAGUUAUCGACUCCGCUGCAACGGUCAUCAAUAAACCUUCAAAACCGCUCUCUCUCUUCCCUUUGCCAGUUUCCUCGACUACCUAUACGGACUGCAACAGCUACGAAAACGGCUAUUGCCCAAACAUGCCGGAAUCAAUGGGGAGCGCAGGUGGAGGUUCGGGCGGUUCUAGUAAUAAUGGGAACAUGGACAAUUCCCAAGGCCCCGAGGGCACUCUGAUUGUAGGCACUGCCACAGUUUGGGAGGUAUGCGCACGUGAGUUUGUCAAUACGCACCACCGAUGCGACGGCAAUGAUUCAGUGCUCUAUGCUGGGGCCCUCGACCAUUCCUAUCCCAUCCUCUGUCCUACCCUCACUGAUAAGUUAACAUGUCUAGACAAUGAGAGUGGUGCGCGCGCUCACACGUGCGGUCUGCGAGCAAACGUCACCGGUCGUUUCGCCUCCUCCUGUCCUGCUUUCGGCGUUCCAAAUGGAAGGUACCGAUUCAUCUAUCUCUACUUUCGAAUCUCCCUUCCUCACCCUACUUUGCCCUCUAACACCCCCCCCGCGGACACUGCUCAUCUGAUUCCACCUGACGAGUCGCAGCAGCAACAGCAGUCUCAACAAACGUCGCAACAGCACUUUAACAGUGCCAGUGAGAGUUCCACCUCAACUCCACCCAGCAGCUCUGCAAAUGAUGUAUCCACAUCCACGAGACACCAUGGCAGCGCUAGCUAUCCAACCUCAAGGUCGACAGAUCCCCUCCUUCAGCCCCCACCCGCCCCUUUUCCCGCUGACGCUUCCACUACCCCCUCCACCCCCCAGCCCCAACCCCCUACCUUGUACUCUCCCAGAACCCCCUCUUAUUCCCUCACGGGCAACCGGCCUCCUACUCCCACCGGUCAAGGUCGGGUGGUGGACCCUAGGAUGUCCCAUUCUAUGCAGCAACAUGCCCGAGGUCAACAAUUUGCCGACCAAUCCUACGCCCCACCGCCUUUGGCUGCAUCACAGCAGGCCAUCUAUGACCACCCGCUCUAUCCCCUACUGGUGCUAAUUUUCGAGAAAUGCGAGCUGGCCACAUGUACUCCACGUGAUAGGAAUAACUCGAGGACGUCGGCCGACAGUCUCCAGCAGAAUCCGAUGUCCGCUGGCGAACCGACUGUUUGGUCCUCUGGCUCUUUUGACAACGAUAUCCUCGCCUUCGCGGAGAACUUCGCUCGAAGUCACAAGUCAACACGGACUGGAGACAGUGAAAUCGAUUCUUUGAUAAUCCAAGCUAUCCGGGUGCUCCGGGUUCACCUCAUCGAAAUUGAAAAGGUGCACGAGUUGUGUGACAACUUCUGCGAGCGGUACAUCGCAUUUUUGCGCAACCGGAUGCCAACAGACCUGAUGGUUGAGGAUCGGGAGUCCGCAGGUUCAACAGGGUCAGCAAACAGUCCACAAGGUCCCCCUCCAGCAUCGCAUGGUCAGAUGCGUCCUCCCUACCUGCCCCCGGGGAUGGAGCCCCAUCCACCACCAAGUGACACUUUCUCCUCCCCUUAUGCUGCCAUGUACUCGGAGGACCCGCAAAGGCGGUACCCUCCAGGCUACGCCGACCAAACCGGUCAUCCCUUUUUCGAAAGUCCUGCUGCAGCAGCAGCUGCUGUAGCUUAUCAGGCCUCCAUGAUGGGCCAGCUACGGCCUCCAUUUCAGUCUCUCCCCACCACCACCGAUGUCCUCUCUCCGCCCAACCCCGCCUAUGUCGCUACGUCAAUCAUAGCUGAGCAGCAGUUGCAGCAACAGCAAAUUGCGGGUGGUUUUGGUGGUGACCGCGACGCAGCAACAUACAAUACCGCGAGUGGGAAAAGUACUAACGGGGGUGGAAACAUUCCAAUGAGCGCGGGGAGCUAUCCGCACCACCACUCUCAUUCCCACCCCCACCAACAGCAGCAGCACCACUUGGGAGACAGCCUGUCGAUCAGUGCGUCCGCUGGAGUCAACGAUCCUGUCUCGACAGCUACAGCAGCGGCGGCGGCGGCAGCAGCGGCAGCAGCAGCGACGCAAUUCGGCUUGAAGCACUCGCCGGCCCUACCGGGCAGUGGUAGCAGUCGAAAAUCUUCGGACACUGAGGACACCACCCACGGCAGCCCCUCGAACCCAGACGGAUCGAGGAGUGGCAGUCGGGGCGGGAUCAGCGUGCGCUCCCGUUCUGACAGUGGACUCAUGGCUGCCUCCAUGCACCUCAAUGGUGGCGGUGGAGGUGCGUCUAAUUCCAUCUCACGCUACCACUCUUCCAUCGGGCCUCACGAUGUUGGCAGUGAGACUGGUGGCAAUACGACUGCUAGUGCUACCAUAGCGGCGGCAAUCGUCGGAUCGGUUUCAUCAUGGGGCGUACAUAAGCGUACACGCAGACCAAAGACUAUUGCAAAGAUUAAGGCAGUGGCCGAGAGCGCAACCUCGGCCACCGACAGUAGCACUACCACUGCUGCUCCUGGUGCUUCUGCUGCUGCCGCUACUGCUACGGCGACGGUGAUGGCGGUUGUGGUGGUGGACAAGAGUAAAUGGGCAGAAGCGUCGGUGAAAUUUCUCGUGUGUAAUAUUCCCACCGCUGCUACUGGUGGUGUGUGCGUGCACGCGCGUCUGUUGGAGAAGGGACACACCUACCUUUUGCAUGAUUUCUCUAAUCCACCGCCCUUUUACUUUAUUAUACUGUCUGGCCCUUAUUCAAAUUCCAGUCACAUUGAGGCAAUCCUCUGCUGCCAUUGUGAGGAUUGGGGUCUAUCGACUUUGGGGUUUAGCGAUUCUUACCUUCAAAAGCAAAGUGAUGGAUUCGCCAAGUCUGUGGAGUCGGGGGAGAAUCUUGACGACUUUGAUGAUGAAAAAUCUACAAAGAGGCAGAAAAAACGAGGCAUUUUCCCCAAAGCUGCAACCAACAUUAUGAGAGCGUGGUUGUUCCAGCAUCUGUCCCACCCUUAUCCAUCUGAAGAGCAGAAGAAACAACUUUCUUCGGAAACAGGGUUAACUAUUCUCCAGGUCAACAAUUGGUUUAUUAACGCGAGAAGACGAAUUGUCCAACCGAUGAUUGAUCAAUCCAACCGAUCGGGUCCCCUUGGCUAUUCUACUGACGCUUCUGGUCGUGUCUCCUACAUGGAUAAUCAACACUUUGCCGCCUAUGGCCAUCCAGAGUUUCCCCAAAACUCGGGGCUUUAUGCCGCAUUGGCUGCAGCAGCAGUAAGCGGCGGUAUGAUGGACGGGGGGAGUCUCAUGGCCACCGCCUCAAGUUCCGACCUCCCAGGUACCGCAAGCAACGGGGGCAGCGUUGAUUCCAUUUCUUUCUAUGGCCCUUACCGAUACCCCUCCCACUCAGGCUACUCCGGAGGGCAUCCAGUCACUGGGGUUACUGCGGGUGCCUUUCUCACCUCCGUCCCCUCUCCCCAACCAUCUACCAGUGUUAAUUCGAUUCGGAGCUCUCCGGUCACCUCUGGCUACUCCCCACCGACCCAGUUUCGAGCAACACAGAAUGGUUCACUCCUUGGUAGAUAUGGAAACUUUUACGGUGGACAAGAACAGCAACAACAGCAACAGCCUGGUCCCACUUCUGGUCAAUCUUCGGGAUCGGGGCAGCAGCUCAGGCGGCAGACUUCGUUUAGCGGUGGCCUUAACAGCAAUAAUAAUGCCACUGCUAGCAAUGAGAGCAGUUCCUUUGGUGGCGGUCGUGGCGGUGGUAGUGGUAGCAGUAGCAGCGCUGGUGGCGAUGGUGGUGCGGCCUUUGUGCCUCAGCAUCAUCACCAUCAUCAUCAUCACCAUCAGCACUCUGACUCGGGGCCCCUGCAACAGGAUAUUCACGCAAAUUAG
Echinococcus granulosus is the source of this 4155-nucleotide messenger RNA. Its product is annotated as Homeobox protein homothorax. NCBI's taxonomy places the organism in Eukaryota, Metazoa, Platyhelminthes, Cestoda, Cyclophyllidea, Taeniidae. Gene Ontology annotation, molecular function: RNA polymerase II cis-regulatory region sequence-specific DNA binding; DNA-binding transcription activator activity, RNA polymerase II-specific. Bases 1 to 4155 code for a protein of 1384 amino acids. The transcript has 20 exons. Gene Ontology annotation, biological process: animal organ morphogenesis; positive regulation of transcription by RNA polymerase II; positive regulation of cell population proliferation. The record is from RefSeq and is a predicted model, not a curated record.